AUGACUGAUUCCUCCAGCUCUGAGUCUUGCAACCCUAACCGGGAAGAUCCUGUGGCUGACGCUGCAACUUCGUCUCAUGCAAGAAGACCUAAAGAAACGGUCUCCGGGUUCUCCUCAGCAAUCGCACUUGAUGAACAACCCAGGGAAGGCUCGAGGCAUGUGCAUAAUGCCAUUGCAACUAUUGUAAAUAAGAUACUAUCUGUCGUCGUAAGAAAGAAUGUCGCUGACGAUGCUGAGCAACCUGAUGCUCAUGAGGGGUCAAAAAUUGACAAACCCUUAGAUAAUGUGAGAGGUGAGGAGGUCCGUGUCACUCAUGAUGUCAGUGACAAACCUAAAGCUGACACAAGGUCCCCAACAAGGAAGGUUGAUGUGGCAACUUCUCCCACUCCAAAGGUGACAGAGAGUUCCCUCAAAAGGAAAGGGCAUGGGCCUGCAAAAUCUUGGAGCAAAGAGGUGCCCAAGAAAAUGAAGACCAAGACUGUUGUUUUGGAGUCUGAUUCUGAUGUCCCUUGUGAUGUCACAACAUCUCUGUCGAAGAAGAAGCCAAUCACUAGCAAGCUGGCUGCUAGUGUCCCUGAGGUACCCAUUGACAACGUGUCAUUCCAUUUUGCCUCUAGUGUAAACAGGUGGAAGUACGUCUAUCACAAGAGGCUGGCCUUGGAGAGGGAUCUGGCUCAGAAUUCCCUGGAGUGUAAGGAGAUUGUAGACCUGAUUCAAGAAGCAGGCUUACUGAAAACUGUGACUCAACUCCCAAAGUGCUAUGAGACUUUAGUAAAGGAGUUUAUUGUCAAUGUGUCUAAGGAAUGUGCAGAUGGAAAGUCAAGUGAAUUCAAAAAGCAUGUCCCUGACAUUGCCAUGACAAUUGGAGAAACAUCAAGUGUUGGCAACCAACCAGAUAAAGCUGCUGUCAUUGCCAUACUCAGAGAGACCUGCAAAGAGCUAGAGGCAAGGAAGCUCACUUCGGAAAAGUUGAUUAUCCAAUUGGAGAUGUCUGAUGAUGGUGUGCUUGGUGAAGCUACUGAGGCUACAGAAGGAGCUGCAAGGCAAAGUGCAGAGGGUGAAGAGGAGGCUAGUUCGGAUGAUGGCACUGAUGAUGAGGCUGACUCUAAGUCAGAUGAAUAA
Lathyrus oleraceus (garden pea) is the source of this 1122-nucleotide messenger RNA. RefSeq lists its product as uncharacterized. NCBI's taxonomy places the organism in Eukaryota, Viridiplantae, Streptophyta, Magnoliopsida, Fabales, Fabaceae. The record is from RefSeq and is a predicted model, not a curated record. The transcript has 4 exons. Bases 1 to 1122 code for a protein of 373 amino acids.